AUGGCGAUUUCCUCAAAUUUAUGUGAACCCGAUUAUACUUUCUUGAUCUUUAAAUGUGUUGAUUUUCCUAGCGUAUUUUGUGUGAACACUGUGAUUAAAGCUUAUGCUUGCAGCUAUGCACCGGAAAAAGCUGUGUUUUUUUACUUUGAAAUGCUUAAAAAUGGCUUCCUUCCCAAUAGUUUUAGCUUCCCGCCUCUGCUAAGUGUUUGUGCUAAAAUGCGUAGUUUAAAUCUUGGACAUAAGUGCCAUGGCCAGGUUGUGAAAAAUGGCGUUGAUGGUAUUCUAGAAGUGCAGAAUUCAUUGCUGCAUUUAUAUGCUUCGUGUGGGUUACUUACUUCUGUUCGUCAGAUACUUGUUGAUAUGCCUGUGAAGGACUCGGUAUCUUGGAAUACCAUAAUGGAUGGGUUUAUUAGAGCGGAUGAAUUGGACAUGGCACAGAAGUUGUUUGAUGCAAUGCCCCAAAGGAAUGUUAUUUCUUGGAAUAUAAUGAUGACAGCAUUUUUGGAUUUAGGGAAGCCUGGCAAUGGGUUAAAGUUAUUCAGGGAAAUGGUGAAAUCGGGAUUUAAACCUAAUGAAACAUCUAUGGUGAAUGUGCUCUCAGCUUGUGGUAGGUCUGCCAGAUUAAAGGAAGGAAAAUCGGUUCACAGAGCUCUUAUUAAGGAUUUUGAGAAUCAUAGUGUGAUUGUAGGUACAUCCUUAAUUGACAUGUACAGUAAAUGCGGAAGGUUAGAUGCUGCACAAUUUGUUUUUGAAAGGAUGCCAGUAAAGAAUUUGGUUUCUUGGAAUGCAAUGAUUUUAGGACAUUGUAUUCAUGGGAAUCCACAAGAUGGAUUAAACUUGUAUAGGGAAAUGUUAAGCAGAAGUAGUAGUUCAAGUAAACAGUUCAAGUCAUCCGAUCAGAACAGGAUUGUCCCAGAUGAAAUCACUUUUAUUGGUGUUUUGUUAGCCUGUGCCCGUGAAGGACGAUUGACAGAAGGCAGGAGCUACUUCACUCAAAUGGUUGAAGCUUUCGGGUUGAAGCCAAAUUUCGCUCAUUAUUGGUGCAUGGCUAACAUACUAGACAGAGCUGAUCAUAGGGAAGAAGCGAUUGAACUGCUACGAAAUCUGCCAUUCAGUGAAGAUGCAUCACCAGAAAUCUUAUUCUUGGCUCGUUUAUUUGGAUCAUGUCGUUUUGAAGGAAAUGUGGUAUUGGGAGAACAACUAGCAAAACAUUUAAUUGAGCAAGAUCCUCAGAAUUUCUCAUGCUUCGCAUUGCUGGUGAAUCUGUAUGCUGUGGCUGGUAAGUGGGAGGAAGUUUCUGUAACAAAGGAAAUGAUGAAGGAGAAAGGGAUCAAAAGAAAUCCAGGUUGUGGUCUUAAAGACAUGAACGAGAUUGUUCACCAGAUGGUCGUACCAGAACUGAGGGAUAGACGGAUAGUUGGCCUCUAA
Messenger RNA from Oldenlandia corymbosa var. corymbosa, 1428 nucleotides. NCBI's taxonomy places the organism in Eukaryota, Viridiplantae, Streptophyta, Magnoliopsida, Gentianales, Rubiaceae. The record is from the annotation of a GenBank genome assembly.